UCCGCCCGGCCCGGGUCAGUGGCUGGAGCGCCGCGCACCGCCAGCCACGAGGGGCGAGCGAUGGGGGCGGCCGCGGAGGGGUGCGCCCUCGCGGAGUAGAGCCAACCGCGCACUUGGGAAGGCGGCGGGGCUGCGCGUCCCUCCGGCGCCCCGGGAACUUCAAAGCGGCGGGCGCUGCCAGGGCGCCAGUCGGCUCCGCCCGGUGGCCAUGACCCGCGCGCUGGGCGCCGCGCUCCGCCAGGCUGUGCUGCUGGCCGCGGCCGCCGCGCUCUCCGCAGGACUGAAGUGUGUUUGUCUUUUGUGUGACUCUUCAAACUUCACCUGCCAAACGGAAGGAGCAUGCUGGGCUUCAGUGAUGCUAACCAACGGAAAAGAGCAGGUGAUAAAGUCCUGUGUCUCUCUCCCAGAAUUAAAUGCUCAAGUCUUCUGUCAUAGUUCCAACAAUGUUACCAAAACCGAAUGCUGCUUCACAGAUUUCUGCAAUAACAUAGCACUGCACCUUCCAACAGCCUCACCAAAUGCCCCCAAACUCGGACCCAUGGAGCUGACCAUUGUUAUUACUGUGCCAGUGUGCCUGCUGUCCCUGGUGGCAGUGCUGAGCAUCUGGGCAUGCCAAGGUCGACAGUGCAGCAACAGGAAGAAAAAGAGGCAGAAUGUGGAGGAGCCCCUCUCUGAAUGCAACCUGGUAAAUGCUGGGAAAACUCUGAAAGAUCUGAUUUACGAUGUGACUGCCUCUGGAUCCGGAUCUGGGUUACCUCUGCUGGUUCAGAGAACAAUUGCCAGGACGAUUAUCCUCCAGGAGAUUGUAGGAAAAGGCCGAUUUGGUGAGGUCUGGCAUGGAAGAUGGUGUGGGGAAGACGUGGCUGUGAAAAUAUUCUCCUCCAGAGAUGAAAGAUCCUGGUUUCGCGAGGCAGAAAUUUACCAGACGGUGAUGCUGAGACACGAGAAUGUCCUUGGUUUCAUUGCUGCUGACAACAAAGAUAAUGGAACUUGGACCCAACUUUGGCUUGUCUUGGAAUAUCAUGAACAGGGCUCCUUGUAUGACUAUUUGAAUAGAAAUAUAGUGACCGUGGCUGGGAUGAUCAGACUGGCACUUUCCAUAGCUAGUGGUCUGGCCCACCUUCAUAUGGAGAUUGUUGGUACACAAGGCAAACCUGCCAUUGCUCAUCGAGACAUAAAAUCAAAGAAUAUUUUGGUGAAAAAAUGUGAAACUUGUGCCAUAGCAGACUUCGGAUUAGCUGUGAAGCAUGAUUCUAUACUGAACACUAUUGACAUACCUCAGAAUCCUAAAGUGGGAACCAAAAGGUAUAUGGCUCCUGAAAUGCUUGAUGAUACAAUGAAUGUGAAUAUCUUUGAGUCCUUCAAACGUGCUGACAUAUAUUCUGUUGGUCUGGUUUACUGGGAAAUAGCCCGAAGGUGUUCAGUUGGAGGAAUUGUUGAGGAAUACCAGUUGCCUUAUUAUGACAUGGUGCCUUCAGAUCCCUCAAUGGAGGAAAUGCGGAAGGUUGUUUGUGAUCAGAAGUUUCGACCAAGCAUCCCAAACCAGUGGCAAAGCUGUGAAGCACUCCGAGUCAUGGGGAGAAUAAUGCGAGAGUGUUGGUAUGCCAAUGGGGCAGCCCGCCUCACUGCCCUUCGUAUUAAGAAGACUAUUUCUCAACUUUGUGUCAAAGAAGACUGCAAAGCCCAACGAUGAUAAUCAUGUUGAAAAUCUCUCGCAGCUUUUUUUUUCUUCUUCUCAUUUUCCCUCUUUAUGUGAAUGUGUUUGGCCUUUGUUGUUGUUGUCUACCUCAAUGAUAAUGCAGUACAGUAUUUAAGUGUGCAAAGGCAGCAUGAAAAAAAAUAACUCACAUCAAGCAGGAGUUGACUUUAUCCAAUCUUCAUGUUUAAUUUUAUUUUGAAAAGCAAAUGUAUCAGUUCAUGUAUUUAAUAAGAAAGAUACUGUAAAGGUGUAAAAUAAGCUAUGUAAAAUAAUAAGCAUUCUUAAGGUUUUAUUUUACUUGAACCAAAAGUGCAUGAAUGAAUGGAAAAAAAUGUGUUGAAAAAAAGUGAGAUAAAACAUUCAUUAAAAAUGUGAACUAUAUUAUGUUACAUCUAAUCAAAAUGUAACAUCAUGCAGUCUAUGGUGUUCUCCAUUUUUAAAAUUAAACAGGAUCUUUAAAAAAAUAAAUGUUGCUCCAAAUUUCGUAUACAAAACAUGGAAAAGUGGAGCUCCUCAGUUGGAAGGUGGAAGUGAGGUCUAGGUCCCAGUUACUUGGUCCUCUAAACCCUGCCUUUCCCUACUCUUCAUAAUCCAUCACCACAGCAGCCCCUGAAGCAAACAGUUUGAAAUCCACUGGAAUUGUUACUUCCUCUUAUUUACAAAAGAGAUGCUUGACAUUUGGAGACAUGGAGAAAUGUCUCAAAGUCACACCACUAGGGGUAGAGCUGGCUCAAGUCUGAGCCUCGUGACCAUCCACACUGUAGAGUUAGCUAGCUUCUUACUACUCUUUUAAUUCCAACGUUAUUUUUCUUCCUGUGCCAAAACAUCUUUCAUGAUGAUAUUUGUGGUUUAGUAACACAAGAUAAAUUGAGGGGUUUUUGUUUGUUUGUUUGUUUGUAGAAUCAUAAUGGACCUACAUGAAUAUCCAUUGAUGUUUUUUUUUCAUAGAGUUGUCAUAGUCACCCUAUUUGUUAGACAAGUAUGAAUGUUUUCUAAAAACUUGCAGAGGUAAAUCAAACAAAGAUCCAUUUUCAGAAGAUGUCUUCAAGAUGCAUUUCAGAGGUCCUUAUUACUUUUGUGCAUACACAUUUAGAAGGAAAAGAACAGAAAAGGAAGAGGAAACUAGGAAAUAUCUUGAAAAAAAUUAAGAAAACCUUAAAUGAAGUAUAACAACCAAAUUCUACAGAGUGUAUCAGUAAGUAUAAGUAGACAUUUCCUACUCUUUCAAAAUGAGUAAGUGGGUGCAAAUGAUAAUAUUGCCUGUAUUCUACUUCCUAUGGAGAUAGAAGUGAUGAAUUCUGAAAAAUACAUAGAACAUGAAAUAUUUCCUACAAAUCUACAAUUCUGUUUUCAUGAAGGAGUUUAAUAUUGUAUCUUCUAUUGUUCUAAAAUAUUAUUUUCUAAACUCUGUUUCUUAGAACACUCUUCUACUGAGAUGAUCCAAGACCAAAAGGAUUAUUUGACAGAUUCUUAGAAUGUGACACUGCACGUUAGUGUGUCGUGUGCGUUGAUGGGUCUCGCAGGAAAGAAAUGCUAUUUGGAUUUCUUUAGACUGGAUUUCCCAAAUUAUUUGACCAUGGAACCCUUUUAUUAAGAGGAAUAGAAACCUUUUACUACCCCAUUUUUCAAUGUUCUACAGAGCACAAUUUUGGUAACAGUGUUCUGAAAAAUACACAUUUUUUUCCCCAUAAUAGAUCGAACUGCAGUGCUUAUAAUUUAUUUAUCUGUGGACAUGUGUUACUGAACCCUUCUUCAUUUGACUGGGAUGAUACAUCAAAGCCAAAAACCUUGAAGCUGUAGUUUGUAUAUAGUUUUCAUUCUUAGUCACCCAUUCUUUAAUUAAUGUGGGGCACCCCAUAUCUUUCUCGCCACAAGAUUGGGCCCAAUAGGGAAAUUAAAAGAUAGGUACCUUCUGCUCUCAGGGAUUUUAAACUCUAACUUGGGAAUGGCAACAGACAUGUAGGAGUGUGGGGGAAGAAAGCAAAUUGGCAAAUAAAUAUAACACAAAGUAGUAUAUUUUGAGUUCUAUAUGACAAAUUAAGAUGAUUUGACUUCUGUAUGACAAAUUAGGAUGUUUUGAGUUCUCUAUGACAAGUUAUUUUCAAUUUGCAAUACAUUUAGAAACUUCUUUAUUUGGCUAUUCCAGACGAUCUAAAUAAUAUGUGAUAUUUUUAAAAUUGCAUAUGUGAAGGAUUUUUUAAAAAAGCUUAUGUGAAGGGAGUAACUUUGCUCAUGCUUGUUACCUUCAUUUCUCAUAGGUUGUUUCUGCACAUAUGAGAAUGAAGUUAUUUAUUUACUAUGGUUGUACUAUAGUUUCAAAGAAAUGAGGAUAACAUUUUCUGUUUUACUCACUUAUGUUGGGUGAAUAUACUUACUUAAUUUUUAAGAAAGGCUGUUUUAAUCUCUCCAUUUUCCUAUGUUUAUAAUUUAUUUGAGUAUGUCCAAAUAUAAUUUCAUGUUUUUAUUGGUUCAACUUUCAAUCCAGAGAAAUUUGUACAUUUUGAGAUUUUUGUUUUGUUUUUAUGUUGGUUAACUAUAACUCCUAACUCAAUAGUUUUAUAUUUCAUUUACCAAGUACAUUAUUUUUAAGAAAGGGGGUAAAUUAACAAAAACAGUUAGAAAAAUUAAAAGUUCUAAUUUUUCUUAAUUAUCAAAAUUAUAAACAUAAAAUGCUCAUUUAAAAAUAAGAUAAAGUUUAAAACAUUAAGCCAAUUUACUGUAUAUAUCUAUGCUGUAAAACUUUGUUUUUGUUUUUGAUGGAGUCUUAUUGUGUAAUAUUUAUUUAUUCUGAAUUGUGUUAAAAACAAAAAAAUAUUGUUCUUUGACUCAAAGUGUCAUUAUUCUUUGCUCCUUUUAAAUAUUAUGUCUUUGAGUAUAAUAUAAAGCUUGGGGAAAUUCUAUUUAUAAAAUUUCAGUACUGUAUAAAAUAAUGAAGGAAUAUAUAUAUAUAUGUAGCGUCACUUAGUUAAAAUAAGGGAAACAAUAUUUGUUGACAAUUAUUUGAGCAUGAAUUUGUUAUCUUAUAAUCUUUGCACGUAACUGGGUACAGAUUUUGCCGUGUGCUUUCUUCUAUGUCUAACAUAUUUGGCAUGUAACAUAAAAAAUUCUUAAUUUUUGUUCUGACUUGAAAGUUAAGUGAAAUAUGACUGUGUCAUGCACUAUUUUAGGUGUAGCACUUGCUUUUCCUCCUUACACUUUCAGUUAACUUUGCAUUUUUAAUUCCAUGAUUGUAUGAAAAUAGUAUCCUGAUUGCAGUGUCUGAAGAUUUAAAAAUUGGGUUUUAAUUUAAAAUGAAGAUCUUCAAUAGAUUCACUAGAAGUCCCAUAAUAAUUUAGUACUGCUUUUACUUUAAUAGAAUGAUUAAACAAAACAAAAGAAAACUGCUAUGCUGGAAUUUUACCACCAUGUGACUUAUUGGGGGCAGAGAGAACUCAGGGCUAUCUUUGAGUUUACACAACAGGACGAGGGCACCUACUAGCAAAUCAUCUGAAAGCAGGGAGCCCACAUUUGCCAUUAUUCAAAAAUCCAACAUAAAAUUGCCUGGCAGAGAAUAAUUUACAAUUAAUUAUUUAAAAUAAAUAUGGAAAUGUAUUUUGUUUAAAUAAAUGUAUUUAAAAUAUGGAUAUUUUAUUUCCCAUUGGGAAGUUAAGUAAAAGUAGAGUAUCAAAUGAAUACAGUUGAUAGCAAUUGAUGCUUUCAGUAUUCAUUCCUUUAAAGAAAUUUACAAAUAUGCCAUUUUAAUUUACUUGGAAUGUUUGAGAAUUCGUAUCUUAAAGUGUUAUUGCUGUGGACUUUGGAGAUAUUCUAAAUAUCAUUUCUUUUGAGAAACAUACUACUAUUAUGUGUCACAAUACUUUGUGUUAGUCCUCCAUAAACUAAGACCUAAUGUGGACUUUAUGCACUAUUUAGUGAAGAGGAUAAUCUUUCUGCUCCUGAGGGUUUCUACUAAACAGAAAAAAUGUCAGUUGGAAAAUAAGAAAAUUAAUCCAAGAGCUAAUGUUAAAAAAAAAAUUAUAAUACAGGCAGUUUUAUGAAAGAUUUCAAUGCAAAUUUUCAGAUAUUUGACUUUUUUUUCCCUUCUCCAGAUUUUCUUUUACAUUUCAUUCCUUUUCUCACCUCCUUUUUCCCCUCACUGUCUUCCAAAAUUAGGUUUAGUCUCUAAUUAAAAAAAUAAAACAAAACAACAACACUAGUUAUUAUUUAAUUUAAUGAUCUCAGUACUUAUUCUAAUGACAUAAUAUAUCACUGGUCUAAAUUAUUACAGAUGUAUCAUAGACAAAAACAAAAUCAGAACUUGGAAAUCAUAAAGGAUCUAAAAUAUUUUAUAAUUCAAUUCCCAUAUUUUAUAGAUGAAGAAACCAAGGAUCAGAGAUGCUAUUUAUUAGCAGAACUGAUAUCAGAACCCAUGGGGCCAACCACCAUGGUGCCUAUUAUAUCCAACUUUUAUUAAUGAAAAAAUAAUGAACAUGCAUCUAACCCUACCUUGAACGUGCCAUUUGGUGGUGAUGAUCAAAUCCUACUCUUUAUUUCUGCUGAAAUAAUUUGCUCACUCAUGGUGAGGUCAGUGAGAAAAACAAAAAUGAGCUAAGGAAGAGUUUUAAAUAGCUAGGUAGUGCUGAAUAAAUUUUAUGAAUUAUGAGAACAUGGAGUUUCUUCAUGCAAGUAAUGAUAAGAGAUGUUUCAUAACUCUUUUUCUCUCCUUUUUCUAAGAUUGCUGUUUCUCUUUAUGCAUUAGAAUGGGGGUGAAAGAUGAUUUGGUAGUUGAAUUUGAGACAAUGUUGAUAGCAUAUUAUCUUCUCUCCUACUUUCUCAUUAGUUUAUUUUCGACACUCAUCUUUUUUGUUACAUUAAAAAUUUGUAUUUCCUCAAUUCUAAACAGUCUGUAAUUCCUAUUCUAGUAGUUCUAGCCCCUGUCAGAUUGCUACACACCAAACUUCUCCACAAGAUUUUACUUUCCCACACCCACAUGUGAGAGGUUGCAUCUCAUGCUUUCUCUAGUAAUGUUUCACUCGGCCUGAUGAAGAGGGUGUUUGUUAAAGGUAGAGUGGUUUUCUUUCACACUUUAAAGAAGACUAUCAGUCUACUUAUAUUCUAGCUUUAGCUAACAUAUAAGGAAUGUGUCUACAUUUGCCUUAAUGCUGAAGUCCACUUAAGAAAUAGUGACUUGAGCAGAGAAUGUGAAAUGUAUAUCCCAUAAAGUGAUUGCUAAUGCUAUUUCUGCAUACUACUGCUUGUUUUGCUUUGGCCAUCUUUUAAAAUUAAGGUAUUAUCACAUAUGGUUUAAAUACAAUGUUAUAUUGAAAUUAGGUAACAAUUCCCCAUUUUAAUAUUUUUCUAAUGAGGGCUGUCAGGGUACUUCUUAAUUUAGUUGGGAGAGUAUCUCAUCCUAGAUUUUAAUAUUUUCAGAUAUGACUAUAUUUUCUUAUUAUUGGUCCAUGUUAUCCUACACACAGCUCUUCUCCCCAGAUCUAAUAGUUCUGACUGCAAAAUGCUUACUUACCCUGGGUUACAUGCACCUGAGCGGUAAAAGAGCCAGUAUGAAUCUGAGUGUAUUGGGAAAUUAGCCUAUACCGGGUGCCACCGGACCCAGCUGGGCCUGUGUGUUCUGCAUACACACGCUCAGGGGCAGAUAGGGGCUGAAAUCCCACCUGUAACUGGUUCCUCAACUCAGAAAUAGUUUUCUAUUUUUUCAGAAAAGGGCCCUGCUUAUACUUCAGAAAAUGAAAAUUUCAAAGUGAUGUUGGCAUUUGCAAACACAAUAGAGAACUGAGAGGGGGAAAAAGAUAUUAGAUUUUCAUCAUAAUAUUCCCAAAACAGCAAAAGAGAGUGUAUGAUUUACCCUGUUGAUUAAAAUUUUCAACUCAAGACAUUCUGCACCAAAACACAUAGACCCUAAUUUUGGUAUCUCUGAGUUUUCAUUCCAUGUACAAACAUAUUCAUUGACUUUGCCUAUAAAGGGGCAAUUACAUGUGUAAGUUCUGAUUAAUGCAGGUAUAGAAUGAGACUUACCAAACUCCCCAUUUCUUCCAGUAGGCUAAAUACAAGUAAUUAGAAAAUUUUUAAAUAAUCCAACUAUUUUUUGCCUUUAUGUAAAGUAAGGACAUCUGAGCCAAAAUAUUAAAUUCCAGUUCAUUUCCACAAUGACUAGUAUCAAGCUCUUCUACUCUUUUGAUUCUAGACUGGAGAAAAUUAUUCAAAUUUAAUCUGAGUUUCAGGUUUUAAAAUGUCCUAAAAACAGAAAAUGAGAUUCAGAUCUCAGAAAAAGGGGGGAUUUUGGAUUGCCUUUCAAAGUACUAAUACUAAUUAUACUUUUGGUAGUGUGACUUUUCUUGUACCUGAGAGCACAUUACAAAUGUCAAAACCAUUGCAGUUUGACAUUGUGAAACUUGCCUUGAACUCUUGAACUACUGUGAAGAAAAAGCACUGUUGUAAAGACUUAUUGUAAGUUAGCUGAUGUUCUUAAGUGUGUAACAUAUAGUAUCUUUCGAUAGGCCCAAGUGACUGUAUAUAAGGAAUAUGAAGAAAUAGGCCUUGAAAUGAAAGUUGGGCAAUAAAUGAUAGCAAAAAGUAUGCAAGUAGCAAUUUUAAUAGUUGUAAUUAACUGUUGAAGCUGAAGAGAAUUCCAAAUUCCAAAGAGAAAUGAAUGAUAUUCAGGUGUUUCAUUGAUUUCUGGUCGGUGGAAAUAUGCAUUUUAUAGUACAUGUAAAAUAUUAUACUAUUAUUUUUGUUUAGAAAUAAUAUUAUUUUAAAUUUAAAAAACUCAGUGAUAGCCUUCAUACCAAAAUGUUUAGCUUUAUUAACAGCAAGUCAUAAAGUAUUUAUUUUAAAGCUUUUCAAAUAUAACUUUUAGCUGCUUCCUGAUGUAAAUACUUAUUGUCCUAAAUGUUAUAUUUUUAUGUAUGAAUUUUCUGAAAAUGUAUUGUUUUGUAAAGUGGCAAAGAUAAUAAAUUAAGCACUCCUUGCACUUGUUUCUGUGAAUCAUAUAGAACUCUAUUUUAAAUAAAAUGAAAAUGUGUCAUC
This is a messenger RNA of Pipistrellus kuhlii (Kuhl's pipistrelle), 8719 nucleotides long. RefSeq names its product activin A receptor type 1C (gene ACVR1C). Gene Ontology annotation, cellular component: activin receptor complex; plasma membrane. The record is from RefSeq and is a predicted model, not a curated record. Lineage: Eukaryota; Metazoa; Chordata; Mammalia; Chiroptera; Vespertilionidae. Gene Ontology annotation, biological process: protein phosphorylation; cellular response to growth factor stimulus; activin receptor signaling pathway. Gene Ontology annotation, molecular function: activin receptor activity, type I; ATP binding. The transcript is spliced from 9 exons. The coding region runs from base 209 to 1693 and encodes 494 amino acids.